AUGGUCGAGGGAGUGGCUGUGAAAGUUGAGCGUUUGCUGGAUGAUGUGUGUGUAAAAGACGAGCCCAGGUGCGAGGGUGCAUCUAUAAAAGCCGACUCUUCAUGCUCAGAUGUGUGUGUAAAAGACGAGUCCUUCGGCGUGAGCGCGGCGGCCGCAGCGGCGGAGCUGUACACCGACCACGCAGUCAAAGAUGAGCUCGUGCUCGGUCCCGUGAUAGUGGAGUGGCGCGUGCGCCACGCACCAACAGAGCAAACUCCUCGGCUGACACCAAGUGGUAUACCCAAAAUAUACCAAUGUGCCCGCUGUAAAUAUGCAACAGCUAGACAAGCACGGUUAAUCAGGCAUUUGAGAAAACAUACUGAUGCGAAACCAUACAAGUGUGAUCAGUGUAGUUAUGCUAGUGCCCUAAAAGGAAAUUUACAACGUCAUAUAAGAAAUCACACUGGUGACAAGCCUUACAAAUGUGACCAGUGUAGUUAUGCUAGCACCGACAAAAGUCAUUUGAAAGUUCAUACAAGGACACACACUGGUGACAAGCCUUACAAAUGUGACCAGUGUAGUUAUGCUAGCAGCCAUAAAAAAUGUUUGAAGCUUCAUCUAAGAAAUCACACUGGCGACAAGCCUUACAAAUGUGACCAGUGUAGUUAUGCUAGCAGCCAUAAACGUGCUUUGAAGGUCCAUCUAAGAAAACACACUGACGACAAGCCUUACAAAUGUGACCAGUGUAGUUAUGCUAGCAGCAACAAAUAUAAUUUGAUAGUUCAUGUAAGAAAACACACUGGCGACAAGCCUUACAAAUGUGAUCAGUGUAGUUAUGCUAGCAGCUAUAAACAUCAUUUGACAACUCAUGUAAAGAGACACACUGAAGACAAGCCUAACAAAUGUGACCAGUGUAGUUAUGCUAGCACCGACAAAGGUCAUUUGAAAGAUCAUACAAGGACACACACUGGUGACAGUCCUUUCAAAUGUGACCAGUGUAGUUAUGCUAGCAACCAAAAAUGUGUUUUGAAGGUCCAUCUAAGUAAACACACUGGCGACAAGCCUUACAAAUGUGACCAGUGUAGUUAUGCUAGCAGUAAUAAACAUGCUUUGAAGGUCCAUCUAAGUAAACACACUGGCGACAAGCCUUACAAAUGUGACCAGUGUAGUUAUGCUAGCAGCCAAAAACGUGCUUUGAAGGUCCAUCUAAGAAAACACACUGUCCGACAAGCCUUACAAAUGUGACCAGUCUAGUUAUGCAUGUAUCGCCAAAAGAUAUUUGAAUGCUCAUAUAAGGAAACACACUGGUGAAAAGCCUUACAAAUGUGACCAGUGUAGUUAUGCUAGCCGCCAUAAGCAAACUUUGAAGGUCCAUCUAUGAAAACACACUGACGACAAGCCUUACAAAUGUGACCAGUGUAGUUAUGCUAGCAGCAAAAAAUAUAAUUUGAUAGUUCAUGUAAGAAAUCACACUGGCA
Molecule: messenger RNA, 1457 nt
Organism: Cydia strobilella
Lineage: Eukaryota; Metazoa; Arthropoda; Insecta; Lepidoptera; Tortricidae
Product: zinc finger protein 431-like
Exons: 2
Coding region: 1-1224 (407 amino acids)
Source: RefSeq, a predicted model, not a curated record